AUGAGGACAAUAGUAUGGAACUGUCAAGGUAUUGGGGGUAACCUGACAAUUUCUAGUUUGAAGGAGCAAGUACGGCUCCACACCCCUGACAUAGUGGUGCUUCUGGAAACAAAGACCCGGAGUCAUCGCUAUGAACAUCUUAAGCGGCAACUCAAUAUGGAUUUUUUACAUGCAGUAGAGCCACGAGGGCUCAGUGGAGGUCUAGCAUGUUUUUGGAAGGAUGCGAAUCAAGUUGUUUUUGUCAUUGAAGUAUUGGUUACAGAUUCAGAAACAGGCAGGGCAUGGCGUUUUAAUGUUAUCUAUGCAAGUACAGAUGAUCGCGUCCGACGAGGUCAAUGGAAUAUCCUAAAGGACCGAAUACAUGGAGGGGUUGAACCGUGUUUAGUAAUGGGUGACUUUAAUGAUAUUUUAGAUAGCUCUGAAAAUGAGGGAAGGAACUAUCGUACACUUAAUAGUAUGUAUGAUUUUCGUAGUUUUGUGGCUGAUAGUCAUUUGCUAGAUUUGGGAUAUAUUGGCCAUCCUUUUACUUGGAGGAACAGACGGGAAGGUGGUUUUAUUCAAGAACGACUCGAUCGAGGCCUUGCUACGGAAUCAUGGAUUAAUUUAUAUCCCAAUGCCCAAGUUUUACACCAGUUAUUACCAGGUUCCGAUCUUUCUAUGCUAAUUUUGGAUACGACUCCCAUGGUAAGGAAAUGGAGGAAACGAUUUAUUUUUGACCCUCGAUGGGGAAAAGAGGAGAGGUGUAAGGAAGUAGUUCAUGGUUGUUGGCAAAAGCAAUUUCAAGGUUCCAAGGGCUGCCAAGUAUUUGAAAAAUUGAAAUAUGUGCGGAUGGGGAUUUUGAGAUAG
This is a messenger RNA of Prunus mume (Japanese apricot), 846 nucleotides long. NCBI's taxonomy places the organism in Eukaryota, Viridiplantae, Streptophyta, Magnoliopsida, Rosales, Rosaceae. The record is from RefSeq and is a predicted model, not a curated record.